AUCAUUUUACAAUAUGCUUCACAUAUGACUUAUUUUUAUUGAAGCCUGGACGCAGAACUUUGUGCAAAAUUUCUUCCCCUGCUCGGCCCUAACCCCCAUUGAUGGUGGAAUAGCUGGUCGAGAAGUGCCAGAUCUUGGUCGUCAUACUUCUCGUCGCGGCCCUUGAUUCUUCCCUUCUCGUUCAAUGAUACACGCGGUGUCGAAUUGAUUACUGGUUAGAUAAGAGAUGCAGACCGCCCAAGCUUGGUUCACCGGAUACCCGAGCAGUAGCGAGCCGCAGAAAUCUUCUGCUCUCGGAUUCGAUAUCGAGGCAGCUGUUAGGACCGCCAACGAUAAGGUGUCCGGGACCUUCAACGUGGUCUCAAAAAGUGUAAGAGAAAUACCUGGAAGCUUCCAGACUGCUACAAGCAGUGUUCCUUCUGGGAAGGCUCUCAUGUACUUUGGAUUGCUACUUGCUAGUGGAGUGUUUUUUAUCUUCCUUGCAUUCACCAUGUUCCUUCCAGUUAUGGUUAUAAUGCCUCAGAAAUUUGCAAUCUGUUUUACUCUUGGCUGUGCCUUCAUUAUUGGAUCUUUUUUCGCUCUUAAAGGUCCAAAGAAUCAACUGAUUCACAUGUUUUCAAAAGAGAGGCUUCCUUUCACAUUGGGUUUUAUAGCCAGCAUGGUGGGAACAAUUUAUGUGUCCAUGGUGCAGCACAACUACCUGCUUUCUGUUUUCUUUUCUGUGAUUCAGGUUCUGGCACUCGCGUAUUAUGCCAUAUCCUACUUCCCUGGAGGUUCUGCUGGCAUGAAAUUUCUGUCUGCGGCUCUCAUGUCAUCCAUUCUGAAGUGCUUUGGGAGAUGAUGCAGAAGCGUUUAAUAUGAAAAUUCUUGCAAAAUAAUACGUUAAUUCUCUGAUCCGAAGUUCUUCCUAAGUUCUUCAGCCUUAGUACCUCUCUUCCCAUUUUGUAAAAAUUUUUUGGAGCUAGUAAUUUCUUCCAGAUUACCUUAGAUUUUCCUGCAUUAAGAAAAAAUGACCGCAGGUGUUCCUUGGAACUUCCCAUAGAUGAUGACAACGUUGAGUGCUUUAAUUGUCUUUUUUCUUACAACUUGAA
Messenger RNA from Phalaenopsis equestris, 1091 nucleotides. Its product is annotated as protein transport protein SFT2-like. Gene Ontology annotation, cellular component: membrane. Gene Ontology annotation, biological process: vesicle-mediated transport. The record is from RefSeq and is a predicted model, not a curated record. NCBI's taxonomy places the organism in Eukaryota, Viridiplantae, Streptophyta, Magnoliopsida, Asparagales, Orchidaceae.